Musa acuminata AAA Group (dessert banana) is the source of this 2542-nucleotide messenger RNA. RefSeq names its product YTH domain-containing protein ECT2. Gene Ontology annotation, biological process: mRNA destabilization. Gene Ontology annotation, molecular function: mRNA binding. The coding region runs from base 228 to 2144 and encodes 638 amino acids. The transcript is spliced from 9 exons. The record is from RefSeq and is a predicted model, not a curated record. Gene Ontology annotation, cellular component: cytoplasm. NCBI's taxonomy places the organism in Eukaryota, Viridiplantae, Streptophyta, Magnoliopsida, Zingiberales, Musaceae.
UGAGGCCGCAUCUGCUUUGUUGUUCGUCUCCCCAAUCCAAAGUCGCAUCUUGGAACGAAGACUACUCCUCCCUCUCACUCUCUCCCUCCCUUUUCCUUUAAACCCCAGCCUUCCUACCGACGAGAUCGCGAGGGAGGGGACUCGAGGAGGAGCUCGAGGGGGGUUCCUAGAUUCGUCAUCUUUUUCCUUCUUUUAGAAGAAGUCGGACCUCGAGAUCUCGGCUGCAGAUGGCGACGACGCAGCAGCCGCCGGGUCGUAUCGACUCAUUAGAAUCAUUGGGAUCAUCAACCACAAAUGCUGAUCUGAAACCUGUCAAAGUUGAAAGCCCGAACGAACAGCCACCUGCUAAAGAUGAGAAACUGACAACCACCACCACUUCACAUGAUUUAAAUGACAUGGAUACCUCAAGAGAUGCACAUGGGCAUUUGGUUUCUUCUGAUAUAGUUAUUGAUCAUAAUGCAGUUUAUCAAUCCAACAUUUUUGCCCCUCAUGCACAUUCCUUCUUCUAUGGUGGAUAUGAGAAUCUAAUUGGUGAUUGGGAAGAUCAAUCUCGAUAUGUAAAUGUUGAAGGAGUGGAAUUUGGCUUGGCUGGUGUCUACAACGAGAACCCUUCGCUUGUAUAUCACACUGGAUAUGGUUACAGUCCUUAUGGACCGUAUUCCCCGGGUAUGACACCUCUAACUUCUCUUAGUGGAGAUGGCCAGCUUUACUCGCCUCAUCAGUUCCAGUUCCCAGGUGCAUACUACCAGCAGUCAGCUCCUCCUAACAUGCCGUAUCUGUCUUCUUCAACUCCUAUACCACGAGUUGAUCUGGCAGUGCCAAUUGAUCAACAAGGAGUAUUUACUUCUGAUACUUCAAACUUCAACACCCAGAUGUUUGGACCAAGACCAGAUUUAACGAGAGCCCCAGAUGGCACUGGGUCUGUGACUCCAUUAUCACUACCAACAGUUUCAGUUUCACCUCAACCAAUUGGUGGCCUAAUGCCAUUUGGUCAAGGGGCCAUGCCUAUAACUUCAGGAAUGGGUUCACAGCAACAGAGAUCUUUGUAUGGCUUUGGAUCAUCUAUCAGCUCUAUCGAUAGAGGUUACUCGCACAGUGGGCAGUAUCAUAAUAGCACAUUUGAGACAUCUAUUCCCAGCUUGGGAAUUAAAGACCAGAGCUCAUUUGUUCUGGACAAAAAUAGGAGGGGAGGAAAGGAAAGUACUUUAUUGUGUAGUUGCAAUGGCACUGUCGAUUUUCUAAACGAGCAAAACAGAGGACCACGAGCAAAUAGGUCAAAAAUUCAGAUGAUUGAAUGCAAUUCUUCACUUGACACUGAGAAAGAUAGUUCUACCACAGGGGUCGAUCAUAAAUUGUAUAAUAGUCCUGAUUUUGUUACGGAGCACAAGGAUGCCAUGUUUUUCAUAAUUAAGUCUUACAGUGAGGAUAAUGUUCACAAGAGCAUUAAAUAUGGUGUUUGGGCUAGCACUUCCAGUGGUAAUAGGAAGUUGGAUUCUGCAUACCAUGAAGCGAAACAAAAAGAAGAUCCUUGCCCAGUUUUCUUAUUUUUCUCGGUAAAUGCAAGUGCACAUUUCUGUGGGGUAUCUGAAAUGAUUGGACCUGUUGAUUUUGAAAAGAGUGUGGAUUACUGGCAGCAAGACAGGUGGAGUGGUCAGUUUCCUGUCAAGUGGCAUAUGGUGAAAGAUGUACCCAACAAUUUGUUUCGACAUAUUAUACUCGAAAACAAUGAAAAUAAGCCUGUCACCAACAGCAGAGACACCCAAGAAGUGAAAUUGGAGAAGGGUCUGGAGAUGCUAGGAAUUUUUAAGAAGCAUGAAUAUGAAGUAUCAAUCAUUGACGACUUUGAGUUUUAUGAGGAGCGGGAGAAAGCCAUGCAGGAGAGAAAGGCUCGCAAGCAUCACCAGAUGUACAACUCGGCAGGGCCUGUUCGAGCUGCUUUUAGGAAUGAGCAAAGAAACCCUCCUGCCAUCUCGGGUGACUUCAUAAACCGACUAUCUAAGAACUUUAUUAGUGCUGUCAGGUUGGAAGAAAGAAACAAUGCUGACCCAGCAACAGAUAAAAAUAGUUCCUUGAGUGUUAGUGUUGCUCCUAAACCUGACGAGCUGCAGAAAUCAGAGACUACUCCUGCGACAACAAGCAGCUAGCAAGAUCAACAACUAUAACCCUCUCCUGUUCCAGACCACUUCAUAGUAUGGUGAAUUGGACAUUGGAAGACUGCUUAGUAGUAUUAGCUCUUGAAUUGCUGAAGCAGUUGUAUAGUUUGUUUGCCAUUUGAAAGGAGAAAAGGAAAUAGAAGGUACCUCUCUAUUCUGUAUUUUUUUCCUCGUCAUUUUGUUUUCCUUCUGAUCGGCAAUCUUUAAGCAGAUCUGGUCCUUCUUACCAGCUUUUGUAAAGUGCGAUCGGAAUGCCAUAUGAAUAAUUUAGCUUCCACGCUCCUACGAUCUUUGUUUUCUUUUCGUGAUGCUGAAGAAGCUGAAAUGUUUAAGCAAAUACUUGGUAGUAACAAUGAUAUGUUUAAGAAGCCCUACUUGCUGCUUGUUAA